Messenger RNA from Metarhizium brunneum ARSEF 3297, 1974 nucleotides. RefSeq lists its product as uncharacterized. Gene Ontology annotation, molecular function: protein binding. The record is from RefSeq and is a predicted model, not a curated record. NCBI's taxonomy places the organism in Eukaryota, Fungi, Ascomycota, Sordariomycetes, Hypocreales, Clavicipitaceae.
AUGGCCGAGGCAUUGGCAGUUCUGGGCGCUGUCGCUGCGGCGGUCCAGUUCGCCGAAGCCGCUGCCGGAGCUCUCAUCAAGACGAUUGGAGUUGUCAGAGGCCUUAGAGAAGUCCCCCCCAAGCUUGCAAGGCUGCUCAGUGAGGUUGAGGCAUCUACAUCACAUGUCGAGUCGCUUUGUUCCAGCCUAUCGCCGCAGCAUGGAGGAUCCGACAUGUACAAGCAGAUCCAAUCCCAAGCGCACCUAGACGGGCUCCUUGAAACCAUGACGGCUCUAUACAAGGCGACGCAAGAUGUAAAUUCGUUUCUCGCGCCAAUGGCUGAGUUUGGUCAAGGGUCAGUCGCCAAAGGGAGGCGAAUGGCUCGAAUGUGGAAGUCGAUUGUGUCGCUGAAAAUGGAGAAGGAAUUGCCAGACAAGCUGGAGCGCCUGAAUCGCCUCAACAUCAACGUGGUGCGUGAGCUCUCGCUCGUGGGCUUGCAGGUACAGGUGACGACAAAUACACUUGCGGCCGUGAACAAUGACAUGUUGCUCCGAGGAUUCCAUGACGUGGCCCAGCAGCUGACUACAUUGUCGGCCGACAUGAAGGGUCUUCACAUGGCGGUGACACAACGGCAAAGUAUCAACAACGCCGGUGACUCGAGCUUUGCCUUGACAUUUCAUGAGACGGCCUCGUCUGGUAAUGUGACAUUGUCAACGUCGUCGUCCCUCGCCAACGCACCUACGGCGCCGGUAUCACGGACAAGAAGACCUGCCUCGGUGGAACGACGCGGAACCCAAGUACAGCUUCACCAAAAACAAGCCGCAUUGCCUUGCCCCAGCCAAGGGCCGGGAGGUUUCACAGACUCCCACUUGGACCUGGUUCUUUUCAGCAUUCGCACAUACUACACCCCGGGCGGGUUUGACCCGACGCCGGCGAUGCUGCAGCCGCGCUUUUGGAAGGACUGUAGCGAAAGCAUAUACUUCUUCAAAAUUUCCGACCUGCCCAAGGCUCGCAGGUUACUCGAGAGUUCGACGGCGGCGGCGGCACACUCCAACGACAUUUUCACGCAAGGCGCAACAACCGCCCUCAUCGAGAUACUGAGUACCUUGUCGCCCGUGAAUACAGCCGCAAAUCCCGACGUCCGCAAGGCCCUGCUGUCGUAUUUGCAUUCCUUGGCACUCAAGCAGCUGCCCCGAGAGAGCCCCAUCCUGGUCGUCUUGUCGCGGCUGCAUCAAGGCAUGGACAGCCAAGAGUAUACAUUGACCGCGCUGCAAUGCAUCGUGGACCGGCUGCGCGCGAGCCUCGAGCCCACCAACCCGUUGAGGCUGCACGCCCAAAAGCGACUCAUCGCCCUGCUCCGUCGAGGGCGCGACUACGAACGUGCCCUGCGCGCGUGUACCCUGGCCCUGGGGGAGAUUCGCACAACGGCCGGCGAGGGCUCGCUCCAGGAGAGACAACUCGCCCGUCUGCUGGAGCACAUCUACAUGGACCAAGGCGAUUGGGUCUCGGCUCUCACUGUGUGCUUCGACAUUGUAGGACAGCCUGUUGGGGAGGCGUUCGGGCCCAAUCCGGAUCCUCGUUUCCACGACGAGUGCGCCAUCUGGACCAUGGAGGACAUUGCCAAGAUUUACGAGAGCAACGGCAAGCUGGACACGGCGAUUGCGUGGCUGAAGCAGGCGAGGAUCAGUGGCGGCAUCUUCUGGGGCCCGAGUGUGUCGUUGGAGCACAUCCACGAUAAGUUGAUGCGACUGCUGAAUGGGUGCGGGAGAGGCGACGAGGCUGGUCUUUGGAGCACCGCCUUUGGGCCUGUCGCACGGCACGAUUGCUCGGGACGGCUGGGCCAGGGCGACGGCCGUCUACUUUCACUCGUCAAGAAUGGAAUCGUACGAAGGAUGGAAUGCUUGCUGGCGGCGGUCUUGUCGCGCGGUCAGGCCACCAGCACAGGUCUGGUUGUUGGGUCAUCUACAGUCAGUGUAAUUCCAACAUGUGACUAG